AUGGAGGAAAGUCCAACGAAAGUACGCAAGAGAGUCCAGCACGAGGACACCACAGUGGGAAACAAUCUACAGAAUCGCACCUGGAGCCACGGCGAUGAAAGCGAGGACGAGAUCGCGAGCGAGAACGCGUUGCUGAACGAAGUCGACGAACCGAGGCAAAGUCAUUCUACUCCAAUGGAAUGCAAAACUUGCCCGAUCACGACAUUGGCGGAGGAGAAGAUGCGUCGCAAACUGCGGUUCUUCUUUAUGAAUCCAAUUGAGAAGUGGCAGGCGAAACGGCGUUUCCCAUACAAAUUUGUCGUUCAAGUCGUUAAGAUAAUCCUUGUGACUAUGCAGCUUUGUUUAUUUGCACAUAGCAAUUACAUGCACGUGAAUUAUACUUGGGACAAUCGAAUCACAUUCUCCCAUCUCUUUUUAAUGGGAUGGGAUUCUACUCAAGAGGUACCUGCAUAUCCACCCGCGACGGGACCGUUGGCCAUCUACAAACGAAGCAAUUUUUAUGAUGCCAUUGAUUACGCUCUGCAUGGCUUCUACAACGUCGACGAUGCCAUUGGUUCGUACUCAUAUAUCGCCGAGGACAAUUCUGUCGGGCCUGUAGUUCUAUGUCUUUACCAGUACAAGGAAGGCACUAUAUUUGGCUUCAACGAGAGUUAUGUGUUCGACAGCGAGAUUGUAAAAACUUGUGUAAACAUCAGUCUCGAAGUAUUCGAUACAUUUAAAUCGUCGCACAAUUUUCUGCGGGAUAGAAACAUAAAUAUUAAGUUCUCCGCGCUGGUACGCGCCCAUCUCAAGUUUGCUCUAAAGACGGUAAACCUAAAAGCGGCCGGACCGAUGACACCGCCCGAUUGUUAUCGUUUCAACAUCAAAAUCGACUUUGAUAAUCGCGAUUUCGAUGGACAGAUGCUGCUCUCGUUAGACGCCGAGGCCAGGAAAUUACAAUGCAAGGGUGACACCCGCUAUAUCACGGAUAAUCGCAUCGAAUCGGCGCUGAGGACUCUGUUAAAUUUGCUUGUCAUACUAAUCUGCGCGAUUUCCUUGCUGUUGUGCUCGCGAGCAAUAUAUAGGGCACAGAUGCUGAAGUUCGAGACGAUCAAUUUUUUCAAGAAGACGUAUGGUAUGGCGCUGAGCCUCGAAGGCCGACUAGAAUUUUUAAAUUUCUGGUACAUUAUGAUCAUCGUCAAUGAUUUAUUGAUCAUUAUUGGCACCAUCAUAAAGGAGCAAAUUGAACGGAAACAUUCCGAGAGCGAUCAUUGGAAUAUCUGCAGCAUAUUUCUCGGCACCGGCAAUUUGCUGGUGUGGUUUGGCGUGUUACGCUAUCUCGGCUUCUUCAAGACGUACAAUGUCGUUAUCUUGACUCUGAAAAAAGCGACGCCGAAGGUGGCAAGAUUCCUUAUAUGCGCCAUCCUCAUUUAUGCCGGUUUCACAUUUUGUGGCUGGCUGGUGCUCGGUCCGUAUAAUAUGAAAUUUCGUUCUCUUGCGACCACUUCUGAGUGCUUAUUCGCGUUGAUCAACGGUGAUGAUAUGUUUGCCACGUUUUCCAUCACGUCUUCCAAAUCGUCAGCAAUACUAUGGUGGUUUUCUAGAAUCUAUUUAUACUCGUUCAUUUCGUUGUACAUUUAUGUCGUCUUAAGUCUUUUCAUUUCUGUGAUAAUGGAUGCGUACGAUACGAUCAAGAUCUAUUAUCGCGAGGGUUUCCCAAGGAACGAUUUGCAGACGUUUAUAGCUCCGUGCACGGAAGAAGCGUCGAGCGGUAUCUUCAGGGAUGACUCCGAGAGUAGCGAUCUAACAGAGUUGCUCGAUCGAUUCUGUUGUUGUCGAAAAAGGCCCUUUUACGGAUCCUUUUCGGAAUCGGUCGCAGAUCCCUCGACCAAGUCCGAACAAAUGUACGGUGGAGGCAUCUGCAUCUAGUGCAUUAAUGGAAAGUACUUGGAGAUGUUAUGGUGCAACUAUAGAUACGCGGUACGACACUAGGACGGUUACAUCAACGUCCUUGGUUUAAUAAUCUCUUGAUUGACAAUUUAUUUUUUCUUUCUAAAGAAAGAAAAGUUAUAUGUAAUAUGAUUUCAUAGCUAUACACGAUUAUUCGUCUUUCUUUAACUCGCAUAAGAAAUUAUGUUUCUAGUGAAAAUUAUAAAUAUAUUUUUAAAAAAACUUUUUUAAGCAAAAAGAUGACCAAUUAUUUUAUAACUAAUUAAGUAUGCUAAAAAUAAAGUAAUUUCUAUAUUGCUAAUAUAAUUCCGAUUCUUAUGAUAAAAAAAAAACAGAUUACCAAAUAACAAUUUGAGAGAAAUCAGCUCUAAUUGAUUGGUACAAUCAAAUAUGUAGACAAAGUAUUUUUACUAACGUUGAUUUUGUAGCAAGUACUGCAUGCACUGCACGUAUUAUCGCGAUAUAUUUCUGUUAUUGCCAUCUAAGUUUAGUCCCAAUGUAACAUUUGAGAAAAAUCUUUAUUUUAUUACAUACAAAAUGUAUAGAUUUCUCUUUUAUUUUAAUUCUUAUAAUACAUAUAAAAUAAUUGAUUGCAACAGAAAACGCAACAUUUAAGCGAUUUUCUACUGAACGCCUCCUAGUAAUCCCUAAACUUCCAGCAUAUUAGUUAAAUAGAUACCAAUUUUUUCAAUGUAUAAUAAUCCAUUCAUAUAUCAUAGGCGUAACGCGCGCGUGCUGCAAAGUAGUAAACAAACGUGACAAGAAAAACGCACUCAACAGAAAGCUUUAAACUGUUGGCAGAGUAACACUAAUAAAACGCUAAUAUAAGAGUUCUGCUGAACAUGACCACUGUUUUAUCAAUCUGCUAAAAAUUUAAGUACAGUAUUUCAUUUUAACAAUCACAUAUAUGUGUAUCACGCAACGUACAUUUGUGUCUAUUGUAACACAUGCUAUAGAUUUAUUAUUGUACUUUAUAACUGUAAUAUAUCUUUCUGACACUUUAAAAAAUUAUAAAGAAUGUAUAUAUAACAUAAAUACACUGCUUUUAUGAUAAGUACACAAUAUAUAAUAUUACAUAUAGGAAAGUAAAGUGAUUAGAAACCUCGUACAAGUGUUGCAGCUUCAUUUUGUUACAUAAAGCACAAUGCAGUGUUAUAUAUACCAAAGUUAUUAUAUAAAAAAAUAUGUAUAAUAUAUAAUUUAA
Messenger RNA from Formica exsecta, 3133 nucleotides. Its product is annotated as mucolipin-3-like. Gene Ontology annotation, cellular component: lysosomal membrane; plasma membrane. The transcript is spliced from 3 exons. The record is from RefSeq and is a predicted model, not a curated record. NCBI's taxonomy places the organism in Eukaryota, Metazoa, Arthropoda, Insecta, Hymenoptera, Formicidae. Gene Ontology annotation, molecular function: NAADP-sensitive calcium-release channel activity. Bases 1 to 1908 code for a protein of 635 amino acids.